AUGGCUUCCAACGAUAGAGAUCCUUGCAAUGGAUCUGUCGAGAACGAUGAGUCUCCCAUCAUGCAGCGUCUGAUGGCCAUCAUCGGGAAGGAUGUCGAAGAUUUUGUGAAGGAGCGUGAACAAGCCACAGAAGCGAGAGCCACCUCGCGUCUCGCUUCAAGAAUCGAUCAUCAGGAGUCCACCAUCAAAAACCUCAAAUCCGGGUCUCAACUUAUAGCGCGGAAUAAUGCCGACCUCAAAAAACGCCUCGAAGCCUCAGAGAAGCAAAACGCUGAUCUCAGAGGGCUCCUUGCAGUCUCGGAGACACGUAUCGCUGAAGCUGAUGCUAAGGCUGCUCAGGCCAUAGCCGAAGCUGCUAAGGCCAUGGUCGACGCUGAUGAUCGCGUCGCCCGAGUCACCGCUGAUUACCAGGCUCGCACUCGUCGGUUGAUGGAGUGCUUACAGCCGUCCGAACAGAGUGGCAGCGAUACCGCCUCAACUGUCGCUCAUGCCGGAAACGAAAGCGGUGGUUCCGCGACCGUCAUCAACUCGUCUGUCAGUAUCGGGCGACAGAACAACCAACCCGAGCAACAGCCCUCUCCCAGCAGCUCAGACGCCACCGCCAACGCACGAAUCAAAAGAGAGGAAAGUCUUCUUCAUCUUUCCGUCGCUGGUAAUCAACCAAGCGAUGGAAGCGAGAUGAGCGACGACUCCCUCACGUCCAAUGAUGGAGGAGAUCUGGACCUACUUGAGUGGUACAUGUGGCGUAGCGAGUCAAGCGAUGUCUCCAGCAUGUCUGAGGAUGAAGAGAUAAAGCAACAACACGAAGCGCCCAGCAACGAUGAUGGUGUAAGACAUUUCGGCGGCAUAUCGCCCGAUGACCUGCUAGUCGAUGAAAUCUCUGAGAUUAAGCGCGAGGGGCGUUGGGAGUUGAAAGAAGAGGAUGAGGCUGUCAACGGGCGUGGCGAAGGCGGUGCCAAGCGUCAACGAACAGAGUAG
Fusarium mangiferae is the source of this 978-nucleotide messenger RNA. RefSeq lists its product as uncharacterized. The transcript has a single exon. Bases 1 to 978 code for a protein of 325 amino acids. Lineage: Eukaryota; Fungi; Ascomycota; Sordariomycetes; Hypocreales; Nectriaceae. The record is from RefSeq and is a predicted model, not a curated record.